AUGGCGGGGAAUCCUUUCCGCCUGGCCCUGAAUGUGGGAAAAACCAUGGCUUUUGCCCACAUCUUCUGGGAAUACGGCUACGCCUGUGGUCCUGCGUCCGGCCCUUCCAUGCUCCCAACCUUUGAGAUUACCGGUGAAAAUCUCGUCGCGGACAAGCGCUAUCGUUACGGUCGCGAUGUCGCCGUCGGCGAUCUGGUCUACUACAAGAUCCCAAUCUUCCCGAAGGCCACCGGUGUUAAGCGUGUGGUGGGCAUGCCAGGCGACUUUGUACUGUUUAACAGCCCUGACUCACGGAAGGACAUGAUGGUCCCCCAAGGGCAUUGCUGGCUGGUUGGUGAUAACCUGGAGGCCUCUAGAGACUCGCGGACGUACGGACCUGUGCCAUUAGCUCUGAUCGGGGGCAAAGUGGUGGCCAAAGGAUUGUCUUUGUCCGGGGGCAAGUGGCUGGAAAACGGACUACGCGAUAUCCAAGAAGGCCGAAAGUGA
Molecule: messenger RNA, 486 nt
Organism: Colletotrichum navitas
Lineage: Eukaryota; Fungi; Ascomycota; Sordariomycetes; Glomerellales; Glomerellaceae
Product: peptidase S24/S26A/S26B/S26C
Exons: 2
Coding region: 1-486 (161 amino acids)
Cellular component (GO): membrane; mitochondrial inner membrane peptidase complex
Molecular function (GO): serine-type endopeptidase activity
Source: RefSeq, a predicted model, not a curated record